Thermothielavioides terrestris NRRL 8126 is the source of this 996-nucleotide messenger RNA. RefSeq lists its product as uncharacterized. The coding region runs from base 1 to 996 and encodes 331 amino acids. The transcript has 2 exons. Lineage: Eukaryota; Fungi; Ascomycota; Sordariomycetes; Sordariales; Chaetomiaceae. The record is from RefSeq and is a predicted model, not a curated record.
AUGGCGGCCAAGCCCAGCCUCAAGAGCGUCUGGACGCAAUUCUUCCCGCCCAAGCCCCGCUUCACCGAAAAGAACAUACCCGACGACCUGACGGGCAAGGUGUCCGUCGUGACGGGGGCCAGCUCCGGCAUGGGCAAGGAACUGUCUCGUGUGCUAUACGCGCGCAACGCUAAGGUGUACGUGGCGUGCCGGUCGGAGCCUAAAGCCAACCAGGCGAUUGCCGAAAUCAAGAAGGCCGCGCCCCAGUCCAAGGGCGAGCUGAUCUUCCUGGAACUGGAUCUGGCGGACCUGACCAAGGUGAAGAGCUGCGCCGAGGCCUUCCUGGCGCGCGAGAGCAAGCUGCAUGUCCUGUUCAACAACGCCGGCGUCAUGGUGGGACCGGCCCGGCCAAUCCCCAGGACGGUGCAGGGCUACGAGCUGGCGCUGGGCGUCAACUGCGUAGGCACGUUCUUGCUAACAAAGCUGCUCACGCCAACGCUAGUAGCCACGGCCAAAGCGGAGCCGCCCAAUACCGUGCGCAUCGUGUGGCCAUCGUCGUUCGGCCUACUGCAGUUUGCGCCGCCCGAGCGCGGGGUCGAUAUGGACAACCUUGAUUUUCACAAGCCAGAGGACGCCAUCACGCGCUACGGCAUAAGCAAGUGCGGCGUCUGGCUGCUUGCCGUCGAGUGCGCGCGCCGCUACAAGGCCGAUGGCAUCGUCAGCGUUCCCAUGAACCCGGGCAACGUCCAGACGUCGCUAGCCAGGGACCAGACGAUCGGUUUGAAACUGAUCGCUCACACUGUCGUACAUAAGGUGAUGUACGGCGUAUAUACGCAGCUCUACGCGGGCUUUUUCGCCCGACAUUACCAUCGAGAAGGCAGACUGGACCCGAGACUGGAAUUUGCCCCGCUUCGAGCCGAUCUGCCCAAAGCUACAAAGCCAGAGGACGAGGGCGGCAAUGGGAACGCGGUAAAGUUCUGGGAGUGGAAUGAGGAACAGGUCAAGGACUACGUGUGA